UAUCAACAUUUCCACUGGGGUAAUUUUACAGGAUUAUCCACCCUCUGUUCUUCCUGCUGGUUCAUCUGGACUCUGUGGAGUUUGCUGCUAGCAAUGAAGCCUUCUGUGAGGGUUUAUUCAUGUUAUUACUGAAAUGGAGCCCUUCAUGUUUGGAUUAACUCUUUAUUCGCUUUGCAUCUGAAUUGCUUGGAGCAGUCCAUUUGUAAAAAGGAUUCUACCAUGCAUCUCUUCUCUGUUUGCAUAUUCAGCUUGAACUCUGAGUACGGUUUUGAUGUAUUCAGACUGCUUGCUUCCUCUGAAUGUUAGAGGAAGAAGUGAAAUAUAUAGAUGAGACUGUAAUUUUGCAUGGACAGGAAUGCCCAAGGAGAAGUACGAUCCGCCUGAUCCGCGGAGGAUGUACACAAUUAUGUCCUCGGAGGAAGCAGCCAAUGGGAAGAAAUCGCACUGGGCGGAGUUGGAAAUAAGUGGGAAAGUGAGAAGCUUAAGUUCGUCAUUGUGGACGCUGACCCACUUGACAGCUUUGCAUCUCAGUGACAAUUCCUUGUCCCGUAUUCCUUCAGACAUUGCCAAGCUUCACAAUCUGGUAUAUCUGGACCUUUCCUCUAAUAAAAUCCGCAGUUUACCAGCAGAGCUCGGAAACAUGGUGUCACUCAGGGAACUACAUUUAAAUAACAACCUGUUACGAGUUUUACCUUUUGAGCUGGGAAAACUGUUCCAGUUGCAGACUUUGGGGCUGAAAGGAAAUCCACUUACGCAGGAUAUUCUGAACCUCUAUCAGGAACCGGAUGGCACGCGAAGGCUACUGAACUAUUUGCUUGAUAAUUUGGCAGGUACUGCAAAAAGAAUUUCAACAGAACAACCACCUCCAAGGUCUUGGAUUAUGUUGCAAGAACCAGACCGAACAAGACCAACAGCCUUGUUCUCUGUCAUGUGUUACAACGUACUUUGUGAUAAAUAUGCUACCCGGCAGCUGUAUGGCUAUUGUCCAUCUUGGGCACUGAACUGGGAAUACAGAAAAAAAGCCAUUAUGCAGGAAAUCCUGAGCUGCAAUGCUGACAUCAUAAGCCUUCAGGAGGUUGAAACCGAACAGUACUACAGUUUUUUCCUGGUAGAACUGAAAGAACGUGGCUAUAAUGGAUUCUUCAGUCCAAAAUCUAGAGCUAGGACAAUGUCGGAACAGGAAAGGAAACAUGUUGAUGGUUGUGCAAUAUUUUUCAAAACAGAAAAAUUUACUUUGGUUCAAAAACAUACUGUUGAGUUCAAUCAACUAGCUAUGGCAAACUCAGAAGGUUCAGAAGCUAUGCUCAACAGAGUUAUGACAAAAGAUAACAUUGGAGUUGCUGUUUUACUAGAACUGCGGAAGGAAUUGAUAGAAAUGUCAUCUGGAAAGCCACAUCUUGGGAUGGAAAAGCAGCUAGUUCUUGUAGCUAAUGCACAUAUGCAUUGGGACCCAGAUUAUUCUGAUGUGAAGCUGGUUCAGACUAUGAUGUUCCUGUCUGAGGUCAAGAACAUUAUUGAUAAAGCUUCUCGUAGUCUCAAACCUGGUGUUUCGGGAGAACUUGGGAGCAUUCCACUUGUACUGUGUGCAGAUCUCAAUUCUCUGCCAGACUCUGGUGUUGUUGAGUACUUGAGCACUGGCGGAGUGGAAACAAACCACAAAGAUUUUAAGGAACUGAGAUACAAUGAAAGUCUUACCAACUUCAGCUGUAAUGGAAAAAAUGGAACAACAAAUGGGAGAAUUACACAUGGCUUCAAGUUGAAGAGUGCCUAUGAGAAUGGCCUAAUGCCUUAUACCAAUUAUACAUUUGACUUCAAGGGUAUUAUAGACUACAUCUUCUACUCUAAACCUCAGCUAAACAUACUUGGUAUUCUUGGACCUUUGGAUCAUCAUUGGUUAAUAGAGAACAAUAUAAGUGGUUGUCCACAUCCACUCAUCCCUUCUGACCACUUCUCACUUUUUGCACAACUGGAGCUUUUGCUGCCUUUCCUGCCUCCUGUAAAUGGAAUCCAUCUCCCUGGCAGGAGGUAGUCAAGUACAUUUUGGAGGGCAACCUCAAUCUAACUUGUACAAUUGUAAAAUCUGAAUAUAGAGGAGUGAGGUAUGGCCAACAGGGAUUCUUUUCUUAAUGAUCUUAAUCUUAAAUCUAAUUAUUUGCUAAAGACAUAGUAAAAGCCAGGUGCUAUCAACAGACACAAUUCUGAGCCCAAUAUAUUUGUAUACUGAUAGACAGUGAUUGGUGCAUUUGCGCCUUUCUUUAAUAUGUUACAAUUAAACUUCCUGUUCCUUCUAUCCAACGUGACAUUUUCAUGCCUUGAAAUACGGAAUUGUUAUAUACAGUAUAUUCUCUUUGCACAGUUAUCUGUAGCACUACUUUUUUGAGGCCAGUAGGAACAUCCGGAGAACAUUCUUCCGUACUUCACUCCCUCCUUUUUCAGACUUGUUUGUAAAAUAUAGAAUUUGAAUUUAGCCUUUAUUGAUUGUAUAUGAACAACAGAAAAACUGAUUUAUGAGAUUUUGUACUUAAAAAAAAAAAAUCAGAUUUGGAAAAUGAUUGUAUUGUAAACUAAGGCUAAAUUUUUAUCUGUUUUCAUGUGUUAUAAAGGCCAGCUUAUAAAAGAGGUUGUCACAGGUUUUCUCUGCUAACGAUUUGCACUGUUAGGGUUUUGUUAGCCCUUUUGUACUACUUCUUAUGUUCAACUGAGAACAUCGCUUUUUAAAUCCAAAUCGGUUACAAUCCUAGUAAGCAAUCUUACAAAGGUAACUAAAUACAUCCUAUCUUUUUCCAGUUAAAGUCAAGCAUAGGGUUCUCGCAGAGCAGAUAAGCUAAGCAGUGAAUAUAAGUAGACCUGCAUGGAUUGAAAGUUAUUGCUGAUGUUUAUACACUCAGAUACUAUUUUCAUCUCUAAUUUUGGACGUAAAAUUAGGGAUACUUGUGUAUAGCUUCUUCAUUUCUGUUUUAAAUACUUGUCCUAUCUCCGCUGUGCCUGCUUAAAUUUGUUCUCAACUAGCACUGCCUGUGCAUGCAGAGAGAUCCUGUGCAUCCUCUUUUAUUUUUUUAAAUAAUGUUAACACUUGUGAAAAUUUUAUGAAGAUACUUUUGUAUAAGCUGUGGCAUCCUUUUUUCCUUUGUGAAGCAUUGAAUAUCACACUUUUUGAACAUGUUCAGGUUUGGGGUACACAGUUUCUAGCUUCUAAUACCCACGCACUGCUUCUUUCGGUGUCAUUGCACAGUGCUGUUUUUCCCACUAAGAAUUACUAUCAUGUGAAUUCUCUUUAGUUUAAGUGUGUUCCUCAGUUUCAGAAAGUAUCAUUCCUUGAAGAAAAAAACAACCCUGCAUUUUUCUAUUGAUGAAGCAGUGUAAAAUAAAUGCAUUUUUCAAUACAGGUCCCACAGACAAUUCUUCAGAUCAUUUUUAAAGUGACCAAGUCUUAUUUUUAAAGUGUCAAGCAAGAAAGUUAUAGUGUACCCUCAGUGCCAUUUGUGUCAUGAAGCCAAGUACUUAACAGCUUACAAAUGUAACUUGUGUAUUCCUAUCCAAAGGGGAGAAUUGGUCUCCUGAAACUAAUGCAAUUUCAAUAAUCAAUGUAAAGAAUUGAGAUAGAGCUUGGUCUUAAAACAGCUUUUGUUUCGGCUGCAGGCAGAGAAGCAAAAGGACACUGAGCAUUAAGAAAAACUUUCUAAAUAUUGUGAAAUUUUUUUAUAUAUAAGAGAAUGGAUUGGUAAUAAUGAUUCAAAAUUUUAUGAAAAAGUAGUCGGCACGUAAAUGUGCUCAAGCUGGUCUGUUUUAAGCUAAAAAUAAAACUGACAAACAGAUCGGAUAUGUAAGAUAUAUAUUUUAAUUUUCAACAGGAGAAAUCUUGAUCUUGAAUCCUUGUCUGGGACCUGAUUUCUUGGGGUUAUUUUGUUUUGGUUUUAGUUGUGAAAACACCAAACAUGUCCAGUUUAUAAUCAGUACAUUGAAAUGCUGGUAGUAUUGCUGUAGUAGACUUAAUGCGUAGUGUUAUUUUUUUUGUUUGUUUUUUCUUUUGUUUUUUGUAAAGUGUGAAUAAAAGGUGUUUUACUCAUGUUUCCUUAAUGAUGUCUUGGUAAUGUACAUCAUGACAAUUUCCAGUGAUGAUGAGCCAAUCUAGCUUGUCAAACUGUGCAAACUAUUUUUCUUUUCCGAUUAUCUGGAUUGUGUAAGGAGUCCAGAAAGCUUUACAGAAGGGGAAGGGAAGCACUUACUCAUUUUGUAUUUCUUAGAGGGGGAUAAUUUACUUUAAUAGAUGCUGGAGCUUGAGUGCACUUGUUAGAUUCUAAAGGUUUGAGCUUUAUCCAAUAUCUUCUCCUGUAUUUCUUAGUCUUAAAUAUAUUUGAAUUUAUGACAGCAUAUUAAAAUAUGGCCCGUUUGUGCUUUGGGAGACACAACUGUUCUUGUUUAGUUAGGUUACAGUCUAAGGGUCCAUUUUAAAUUACUGUUUCCUCCGGCUUUAAUAUGAGGCUGUUGGGUCCUGACUAGAAACCCACUGAGUGCAUUGAAAACACUCCUUUGACUUCACUGGGUUUGAACUAGACUGGAGCCAGGACUCUGGGGCUGAAGGAAGGAGAAAUACUUCAAAUAUAGGGAAAGACGAGAUCUGCCAAAACAGAGCUGAGAUAAAACUUUGUCAAAUACUCUCUGAAAGAUUCUUGUGUCAAACAAGUCUAACUCAAAAGUCUCCAUUUCCAGCUAUAAUAUAGAAUAAGGCAAUAAACCAUGUCUUCACAAAAUCGAAGUGUUUGCUUUAUAGAGUCUUUAACAUAAAAGGAUUAUUUUUCCAUAUUUUUAUUUGAGGUGGUUUGGGGUGUUGCCAUAAUGUACCUUCAGUGUUCUUGUUAUAAAAGCACAUACAGCAAAAGUCACAGAAAAUCAGUGAGGUUGGAAGGUUUUAGUUAGGUUAGACCAGGCUAUUUUCCACUUCAAGUGCAGUCGGUCAUCUCUUGUUUGGCUUUAUUUACAUUAACAAGAAAUUCUGGAUAUCAAAAUGUAAAUUGAAAUAUACCGUCAAGUAAAAGAAUUGAUUAGAGUACAAAUGUUAAUACACAAGUUGCUACUUUUAACAUAACACAAGUAGGGGGGAAAAAUACAAGGCAGUGUGUUUUGUAAUUAUUUUGUCUUUUUAGCAGCUUCAAAAAAGGUCAAUCUGGCAAGUGUUUUGACAGAACUGACUUAGCUUGGAAUAUUGUCCCUAUGAACCUUUGAUAAAACUUUAGGCAAAUCUCAAGUUUUAGUGUGCUGAUUUAGAAAAUAGCUUCUGGUUUGCUUUUCAGCCACACAAUAAAACCUAUACUAAAGGCAAAAUAAUUACAACAUUAUUGUCAGAAACUAAUUACACCGUAAAACUUAAAAUUUCAGUUAACUGCUUAAGUAGCAAGCCUUUUUCAUCCAGCCGGACACAGUAUUUUCUUUCUUUUUUUUUUUUUUUUUUAGUGUGUAACUGCUAUUCUUUUGGUUGCAUAAAUUUGUAACACUUAAGUGUCUUGGUAUGUUUAAGUAGUGUCUAAAAUAGAAUAUCUUAGUCUUUAUUCACAGUACUUCUGUAUAAUGUGUAAUGCACUGGACUAACUCUUGUU
Molecule: messenger RNA, 5594 nt
Organism: Nothoprocta perdicaria
Lineage: Eukaryota; Metazoa; Chordata; Aves; Tinamiformes; Tinamidae
Gene: CNOT6
Product: CCR4-NOT transcription complex subunit 6
Exons: 12
Coding region: 356-2029 (557 amino acids)
Biological process (GO): nuclear-transcribed mRNA poly(A) tail shortening
Cellular component (GO): CCR4-NOT complex; nucleus; cytoplasm
Molecular function (GO): poly(A)-specific ribonuclease activity; protein binding
Source: RefSeq, a predicted model, not a curated record